AUGCUCCAAGUUCUCGACUCAGAUAUUCAGCCAAGUAAUAGUUCAACAUCCAAAGUCAGUGAAAAUGUCAACCUAAGUUGCCCUAUCUCUGAUCCAGUGAUCCAUAAUCAAAAGAGAGUUUCCGGAGAAGCUGGUCAUGUAUCUGAAAUUUCUGAGACAGCCUGUUCUGAAAAAAUCUUGCCUGAAGUAAAUACACCAUCUAUACCUCAAAUCACUCCAGCUAAAGCAGAUAAUAAUGAUCUCACGGAUCUUAAGGAGGAAGAUUUCUAUGGUGGUGGGGGCGAGUACCACGACCAGACAACGGCCACGGCCAUUUUCACCAACACAGCCAUUGUCACCAACACUGUUGUAUUUCCAAUGACGGCGGCUUAA
This is a messenger RNA of Funneliformis mosseae, 372 nucleotides long. The record is from the annotation of a GenBank genome assembly. Lineage: Eukaryota; Fungi; Glomeromycota; Glomeromycetes; Glomerales; Glomeraceae.